This is a messenger RNA of Wasmannia auropunctata (little fire ant), 684 nucleotides long. RefSeq names its product venom serine protease 34-like. Gene Ontology annotation, biological process: proteolysis. The transcript has 3 exons. The record is from RefSeq and is a predicted model, not a curated record. NCBI's taxonomy places the organism in Eukaryota, Metazoa, Arthropoda, Insecta, Hymenoptera, Formicidae. The annotation marks the transcript as partial. Gene Ontology annotation, molecular function: serine-type endopeptidase activity.
UUUCUCAGUUUUUUCAUAGUGAUUGAUACAAUUAUCUAUUCUAAUUUCAUUAAAUUAUUAGGAUGGGGUUUAACGGAAUAUGCCGGCCGUGAAUCGAAAACGCUACAAAAAGUGGAUUUAAAUAUAAUAUCUCUUCAAGAAUGCAGCAAUACUUAUCCUGCUGUAACCAACGGUAACAUAUGUACUUAUACUCCGAAAAAGGAUACUUGUCAGAGGGACAGUGGUGGACCUCUUCUAUGGCAGAAUCCUAACACGAAGAGGCUUGUUUUGGCUGGCAUUAUAGUUGGCGGUACAGGAUGUGCUUCAGAUGAGCCUGCUAUAAAUACACGUACAGGAGCUUACAUAGACUGGAUACUAUCCGUAACAUCUGAUGCACGCUAUUGCGAUAUUGAGUGAGCUCUGCAUUAAAAAGAAGAAUCGUUUUAUUAUUGUUUUAUAUAAGAUUACGAAUCAAUUUGGCGCUUUAUUUAUAUUGCACUUUUACAAAAAAUAUACAUACAUAUAUAUAUAACGUAUUCUGGAUUAUAUCUGCAAAUUUGUAUAUCUGUGUAAAAACAUAUGCACACAUAAGUAUGUAUUGAUCGUGUAUGUAUAUGUAGUUGUAUUUAGAUACGCGUAAUCGUAUAUUAUAUAUACAUAUACAAAUGUGUAUGUAUUAUCAAGUUAAAUUAUAUUUACUUUCAG